AUGGCGACUGGAGUCCUUCACAGAGUCAGCGGUGGUCUGGGUCGGGCUAAAAGCAGGGCCCAGGCGGCCGGACAGCUGGUCGUGUGGAGCAGGGGAUUUGCAGCAUCGAGCAGCAGACACGGACAGGACAGCUGGUUCAAGUCUCUGUUUGUGAGGAAAGUCGAUCCCAGGAGAGACACACACGCCAAUUUACUGACCAAAAAUGAGGAAAGUAACCUGUACAAAAUUCAGUUCCAUAAUGUGAAGCCUGAGUGCCUGGAUUCAUACAACAAACUCUGUGAGGAUGUUUUGCCCUCCAUCCAUGCUGAUAAGUACUACCCCUGUGAGCUGGUGGGCACCUGGAAUACCUGGUAUGGAGAACAAGACCAGGCUGUUCAUCUGUGGCGUUACAGAGGUGGAUACCCGGCUCUAACAGAGGUGAUGAACAAGCUCAAGCAGAACAAGGAGUUCACAGCGUACCGGAAGGAGCGGGGUAAGAUGCUGAUGUCUCGCAGAAACCAGCUCCUGCUGGAGUUCAGCUUCUGGAAUGAGCCUGUUCCCCGAGAGGGACCCAACAUCUACGAGCUCAGGUCCUACCAGCUCAGGCCAGGAACCAUGAUCGAGUGGGGUAAUUACUGGGCGAGAGCCAUCGGAUACCGCCAGCACAACAGUGAAGCUGUGGGAGGGUUCUUCUCACAGAUUGGGAAUCUCUAUAUGGUUCAUCACCUCUGGGCCUACAAAGACCUUCAGUCCAGAGAAGACACGAGGAACGGCGCCUGGCAGCAGGAGGGCUGGGACGAGGUGGUGUAUUACACAGUUCCCCUCAUUCAACACAUGGAUUCCAGGAUCAUGAUCCCGACAAAGGCGUCCCCGCUGCAGUGAGAUGAAAGCCGAGCUGGAAGCUGAUAUCAAGUGGCACCCCCCCACUCCCCCCUUUUUGAAUGUUACAUCCAUCCAGAGCAUCACUAUCACAGUUUCAGCCUCCUGUCAGUGCUGCCAGACAACAUCCUUUCUCUCUUCUUGCUUUAUCACUCCAACAUGUCACCAGGACAGAGGAGGCAACAAGCCCACCACGUUUCCCCAAUUAAAAAAUAGUCCUUCUAUAUUUGAGUUCUGGAGCAGCACGAGUAAAUUCGGUCAAUUAAAUCCUCCUGAUGGUCGUUAUGUUUCACAUCUGGUGCCACAUUAAAACCGGUCCAUAGAGAGAGAGCUCAUCUCUUAAGUUAGGAACCAAACAAAGUUACUUGAAAUGACGAGCAGCUGUGUGACGACAGAUUAGAUAGGAAGGUUUGCUGCUGAAGCUCGCUGCACAACGCAGUCGCUGUUUAUUUAUUUAAUGUAAAUUUGGAAUACGUGUUUUAAGAGUGCUGAGGAGUGGCACUUUGAUGCAAGCCACGCCACUGCUGAGUAGAGUGAGCGGAGGUCUCUGUAUAUUCAUGCAAACUGUAUUUCUGUUGCCAACCAUGAUAAAGAUGAUAAAAUAUGACGUGUAAAAAAAACUCAUUUUAUAUUUGAUUGAGGUCAGUUACAAUUAUUUUUUCUUUGCCAAACCACUCCUUUCAGUUGCUUUUUUCUGGAUGUUCCUUGGUUCCCUGUCAUGGUAAUGUUGCGGUUUCAUGGUGCUGUGUUUGUAUCUAUGGCUUUUACUUUCUCUUGUAAAAAAAAAAAGACGGCAUGCCUGAUUUUAAAACUGUUUUUAUCCAACAUGUUUUAAUUGGGCAUAACUAUCAUGUAUGAUAAACUCUGAAAACAUAUGUUAUCUUAUCAGUGGCCGAGUGAAAAAGGCACCAAGUGUGCAGUCGUGCUGCUGCAUAUUGUAAUAUCAGAUUUUAUUGUGAAAGGA
Centropristis striata (black sea bass) is the source of this 1822-nucleotide messenger RNA. Its product is annotated as protein NipSnap homolog 2-like. Bases 1 to 861 code for a protein of 286 amino acids. NCBI's taxonomy places the organism in Eukaryota, Metazoa, Chordata, Actinopteri, Perciformes, Serranidae. The transcript has 10 exons. Gene Ontology annotation, cellular component: mitochondrion. The record is from RefSeq and is a predicted model, not a curated record.